UUCAAAAUGGGAUAAACCCUAUUAGUAUUACUGUAUUUGGCAUCAUCGAACGAGCCACACCGGAGAAUUAGCUUUCCCCGAGCACCUUUAAACUAUAUACAAUAUCGGACUUCUCGUUCCGUCGAUGUCGGCGACACUCCGACGCGUCAUCAUUUUCUCCUCCGCCCGUAACUUAUCUCUGCCGUGUAUUUCCUCCUCCGCCGUGAAUCGCCUAUCUCUAUCUUUCUCGUCUUUUGAUUCUCCGGCGGAAACACACACCCCCCCUUCCCGGACUCGAACCCGAACUCCACUCGAGACUCAAUUCGAAACAUGGAUCCAGAAUCUGAAACCAGGAUUCACAAACUCCGACGUCGUAACGGCGUUACGAGCCCAAUCCGAUCCAGAUCUGGCUCUCGACAUCUUCCGAUGGACAGCUCAGCAACGAGGAUACAAACACAACCACGAAGCUUACCACGCCAUGAUCAAACAAGCAAUCACCGGAAAACGAAACAAAUUCGUCGAAACCUUAAUGGAAGAAGUAAUCGCCGGCGCUUGUGAAACGAGUGUUCCUCUCUACAAUUGCAUCAUCAGAUUCUGCUGUGGUCGUAAGUUUCUCUUCAACAGAGCUUUCGAUGUUUAUAACAAGAUGCUUCGAUCUGAUUACUCGAAACCUGAUCUUGAGACUUAUACUCUGCUUCUUAGCUCAUUGCUCAAGAGAUUCAACAAAUUGAAUGUGUGUUAUGUGUAUCUUCACGCUGUUAGAUCGCUCACUAAGCAGAUGAAGUCGAACGGUGUGAUUCCAGAUACGUAUGUGUUGAAUAUGAUCAUCAAGGCUUAUGCAAAGUGUCUUGAGGUAGAUGAAGCUAUUAGGGUGUUUCGUGAGAUGGCUCUGUAUGGCUCUGAGCCUAAUGCUUAUACUUAUAGUUACUUAAUUAAGGGGCUUUGUGAGAAAGAAAGGCUUGGACAGGGUUUAGGAUUUUACAAGGAGAUGAGGAGUAAAGGGAUGGUUCCGAAUGGGAGUUGUUAUAUGGUUUUGAUUUGUAGUCUUUCCAUGGAGAGGAGAUUGAGUGAAGCGGUUGAGGUUGUGUAUGACAUGUUGGCGAAUUCCUUGUCUCCGGAUAUGUUGACUUAUAAUACUGUUUUGUCAGAGUUGUGUAGGGGAGGUAGAGGGGAUGAAGCUCUUGAGCUGGUUGAAGAAUGGAAGAAACGGGAUCCGGUGAUGGGUGAAAGGAACUACAGAACAUUGAUGGACGAAGUGUAUUUUCUGAACAAGGGAUGAUUGAAUAGGUUCUGUUCUGAUCAUCUGAAUGGCGACCAAUCCGCUGAGCUCUUGUAAUUCGAAAAACGGCUAAAAGAUGGAUCACUGCGGUUAAGAGUGUUGAAUCAUAGGGAUGGGAACACUGCUGUUAAGACUUGAGGUAUGAUCGGGUAGAGAUAUCCUGCGGUUUCUAUUGUUUGAAUGAUUUGAGAUGUCAUUAUCUUGUAACCUUUUAUAAGAAUGAUGCUAUAUGAAUCUUUCUCCUGAAGGAUAUAUCAAAUGGUUACUGAUAUGUAAUCCAAAAGCUGUACAACAUUUGUUGAUUUAUAAAUGCUCUUUCCGUUUAUCAUUA
Molecule: messenger RNA, 1589 nt
Organism: Camelina sativa (false flax)
Lineage: Eukaryota; Viridiplantae; Streptophyta; Magnoliopsida; Brassicales; Brassicaceae
Source: RefSeq, a predicted model, not a curated record